This is a messenger RNA of Patiria miniata (bat star), 1444 nucleotides long. RefSeq names its product Golgi phosphoprotein 3-like (gene golph3). The transcript has 4 exons. Bases 1 to 864 code for a protein of 287 amino acids. Gene Ontology annotation, cellular component: trans-Golgi network; Golgi cisterna; cytosol. NCBI's taxonomy places the organism in Eukaryota, Metazoa, Echinodermata, Asteroidea, Valvatida, Asterinidae. The record is from RefSeq and is a predicted model, not a curated record. Gene Ontology annotation, molecular function: phosphatidylinositol-4-phosphate binding. Gene Ontology annotation, biological process: retrograde vesicle-mediated transport, Golgi to endoplasmic reticulum; Golgi organization; Golgi to plasma membrane protein transport.
AUGACAUCUCUGACUCGAAGGGGUGGGAAUCUCACCCAGAGACACAAGGCUGGUGCAGAUGGCGGCGAUGAAGAGGAAAACUUUUCACCAGACGUCGAGGAAGUGGACGAGGAAUUCGACCAGGAUUCGUCGAAAGAGAAGAGAUUGACACUCAUGGAAGAAGUGUUGUUGCUUGGACUCAAAGAUAAAGAGGGGUACACAUCAUUCUGGAACGAUUGUAUAUCAUCCGGCCUGCGCGGCUGCAUGCUAAUAGAAUUGGGCCUGAAAGGUCGCAUUGAACUUGAAAAGACAGGCAUGAGGCGGAGAAGUCUAUUAAAUCGCAAGGUCCUGUGCAAAUCGGACACGCCCACUGGUGACGUGCUACUAGACGAGGCCUUGAAACUCAUCAAAGACACCAGUAACAUGGAGACGACGCAAGGCUGGAUCGAACUACUCAGCGGUGAAACUUGGAACCCUGCCAAGCUGCGCUUCCAGCUGCGCAACGUGCGGGAACGCCUGGCCAAGAACCUGGUAGAGAAGGGGGUCCUGACCACGGAGAAACAGAACUUCCUGCUGUUUGACAUGACGACGCACCCACUGACGGACACCACGGCCAAGCAGCGACUCAUCAAACGGGUGCAGGACGGCAUGCUGAGCCGCUGGCCCAACAACCCCCACCGCAUCGAGAAGCGCCUGCUGUCCCUCGUCUAUCUGGCCCACUCGUCCGACGUCCUGGAAAAUGCGUUUGCGCCACUCUCCGAUGAAGAUUACGAGUUGGCGAUGAAGCGAGUGCGUGAACUCCUAGACCUGGAUCCCGACGCCCAGAUAGGCAAGCCGGGCGUCAACGACGUAAUGUGGGCCGUUGUUGCAGCUUUCAUCAAAUGAUCUCCGUUAACGUAAGCCUACUUGUACUUAGAGUUUUUUUUUUUUUUCAUGAAGUGGGAGUAAAACUUGUCUUCUCUCAACUCUGCAUAGAAUAGUUUAUUGUUAAAAAAAAAAAGUUGGGAACCGAAUAAGUUGAUGAAGUGAAAAUGAUGCAACAAGAUUGUGGGUUUUUUGGUUUUGGUUGCAAAAUGAUCAUUUAUGCACAAGAUGCCUUGGUAGAUAUUACUGGAACUAUGAAUGUUGUUGCAUCGCUGUUUGAUAUGAUAGAAAUAUUAUUAUUAUUUUUUUUUUUGAAAACCUUUUAGUUGAACUAAAAAGUUUGUGAUUCAGUUGACAACACUUCCAAGAUUCGUAAAUUUAGCUCAAAAUAUUAUCCCCGAAAAAGGACCAAUGGACAAAAUUUCCCGAUUUGAAUUCUUCUAAUCCAGAGUUUCUAUUUUACUUAUUAAGUACAUGUACCUGAGGGCCUUUUAUUUCUUUUUGUAAAAAAUUAAAAUUACAUUCAUAAACAGGAACAGGUAACAUAAUCCGUGUAAAGUCAACUAUUAAAAUUCAACCAGAUACCAAAAUGGGUCUUGGC